GCUUUGUGGGAUUAGUGUACUGUUUCGGCCUUCCAGGUCCUCGGGAGUCAGUCAGUCUAUAACUAUAGUCGAGGGAUUGCCCCCACACCUGCCGGUUUGCACUCGGUGUUGUUUUCUCCCAUGCUGACGCGGUCACAGCUCCACUAUUCCCAUCAGGAUCCCGAGAAAACCUUUGAUCUCACGAUAUCAUACGACUUGAAUCCUUCCGAACAUUCGCGGGAUUGCAUAAAGUUGAAGCACUUGCACGACUCUGGAGAGCACAGAAUCAAGUCAUGCAUCAUUGAAUUCCAUAGUGAGAGCACAAGAAAACACUAUGGCAGAUACCCUUAUAGCACGCGCUUUGGAUAGCCUUAAACUAGGCCACAACCUAGAAAAUUGGCAUAUCGCAACAUAUCGAAAUAUUGCCGUUUCUGUUGCCGUAGGUGUUCCUCUCUUCUCAUACUGGGUCUCAAACUAUCGCGCAUGGCUGGCUCUCGGGCGCGGUGGUCUACCUCCGAACCCUUUGGGUUGGCUAGUGCAAGCUUGCCUGCAUCCCAUAUCACGAUCCGACACCAGAGCUCCUGCGCCAUGGACACUCGAGGAUACCGAAGAGUUGUGGGGUACCGCAGGCAGGAAAUCCUUCUUCAUCGAUGGACGCAUCCCACCACGGAGGCACGGCGCUCGGCCAAACGUGCCUAGCUAUGUCGCGCCACAGCGGCAGACGAACGAGCAGGUGCACCCGGCGAUGCUGGACAAGAUGGAGUCAUACUUAUCCGAUCUGGUCGCGGCGAACCCGACUACGUACCAGCUCAAACCGUCGGGGCUUGAGGGGCCCUUUCGGAACGCCAUAUGGCUUGCCGAUAACUUCAACACACCGAUGUAUCUCCGAGGUACCAAGGGCGAGAUUGUGCAUCCGCACGAUGAGGGAAGCACCCACCUAGUGCUGAGUCUUUCUGAUGCUACCCGGGCAAUUGAACUGGGGUGGGCUGAGCGGCACAAGCUUGCUGGCGCGUGGGGCGAAGUCAUCCCUUGGGGCUUUGUUCUUGUGUAUGCGCCGCGAGAUGGCGAUGACUUCGAGAUCUGGAAGAAUUUUGUGCUGGCUGCGGUAAAGUUCAACGCAGAAGCUGUUGGCAGUGGUGACACGAGUGUUAUAACCCCGGCUAUAUGAUU
This is a messenger RNA of Truncatella angustata, 1149 nucleotides long. RefSeq lists its product as uncharacterized. The record is from RefSeq and is a predicted model, not a curated record. Lineage: Eukaryota; Fungi; Ascomycota; Sordariomycetes; Amphisphaeriales; Sporocadaceae. The transcript has a single exon. Bases 314 to 1147 code for a protein of 277 amino acids.